AACAACUCUGUGCUUCCAGCUAGCUUGUUGUGCGUUGUAAACACAUGAAUGGCUCCGUUGUCAUUGACGUUAAAAGACAGCUCCGGGAUUAAUUUGUUAAAGAAACUGCUUCACCGUCUCACAUUUUUAAACUCAACAUUGUAUUUACGAACUGUACAGUGAAUAGAACAGCCUGACACGACCUGUCACAAAUGGCAUGGAGUUAUUCGUGACCAUUCUGGGAUAUUCUGCGUUUUUUGCUGUUAGUGGACUUGGGAUUGCUGCCUACAAACUUGGCUUGCUGUACCAGUGGUUCCACAAGACAGAGACACACAGCCCUCGACAUGGCGGCGAACGCGUGGCUGAGGUCCUGCGCGCCCAUGGGAUCAAGUAUGUCUUCACUCUUGUCGGUGGACACAUCUCGCCCAUCUUGGUGGCCUGCGAGAAAGUAGGCAUCCGGAUCGUUGACACCAGGCACGAGGCCACGGCUGUGUUUGCUGCCGAUGCUGUGGCGAGGCUUUCAGGUACUGUCGGUGUAGCUGCAGUGACUGCUGGCCCAGGCCUCACUAACACCGUGACUGCGGUAAAGAACGCUCAAAUGGCAGAAUCGCCAUUGUUGCUCAUCGGAGGGGCUGCUGGUACACUCCUUCAGGGCAGGGGAGCGCUGCAAGACAUUGACCAAAUGUCGCUGUUCAAACCUCUGUGUAAGUUCUGUGCCUCCGUCAGAACAGUCAGAGACAUAGUGCCUGUGGUCAGAAAGGCUCUGGCCGCCGCUCAGUCUGGAACACCUGGGCCAGUUUUCAUAGAAUUCCCCAUCGACACGCUGUACCCCUUCCAUCUGGUGUCCAGAGAGUUUGCUGUUAAGAACCCUCCCAAGGGCAUGAUGGGCAAAAUUGUCUCCUGGUACAUCAACAAUCACCUUAUGAAUAUUUUUGCCGGCGCCUGGGAGCAAAGUGAUGUUUCACCACUUCCUGUUGACAUCCCACAAGCCACCAGCAAGGAGGUACAAAAUUGUAUAGAGCUGCUUAGCCGAGCUGAAAAACCUGUUUUCCUACUGGGUAGCCAAGCCACUCUACCCCCGACGCCAGUGGAUGACAUCAGGAGGGCUUUGGAGGAGCUGGGCAUCCCUUGCUUCCUUGGCGGCAUGUCUCGGGGUAUGCUGGGUAAAGAUAGUCCGAUCCACAUUAGACAAAACAGGCGUGAUGCUCUGAAGGAAGCGGAUUUGGUCAUCCUUGCAGGGACCGUGUGCGACUUCCGUUUGAGCUACGGCAGAGUUCUGAGCAGACGCAGCAAGAUCAUCGCCGUCAACCGAGACAAGACGCAGCUGCUCAAAAACUCUGAUAUGUUCUGGAAACCAACAAUAGCCAUUCAAGGUGAUGCUGGCUCAUUUUUAGUACAACUGUCCAAAGGAUUGAAGGGCCAUCGCUGUCCAGUAGAAUGGUCUGAAAGCCUCAAAGCAGGAGAUAGCGUCAAAGAAAACACAAACAGGACUAAAGCCGCUGAGAAGACGGAGCAUCACCUGAACCCCUUGAAAGUUCUCCACCUUCUGGAUGAGCUGAUGGCGGACGACAGUAUCAUUGUCGCAGACGGGGGUGAUUUUGUAGGAAGCGCGGCUUACAUCAUGAGACCACGAGGGCCGCUACGUUGGCUCGAUCCAGGGGCCUUCGGAACGCUGGGAGUGGGAGGCGGAUUUGCGCUCGGGGCAAAACUGUGCCGGCCUGAGUCUGAGGUCUGGAUUAUCUACGGGGACGGCUCCUUAGGGUACAGUGUUGCAGAGUUUGACACCUUCACUCGACACAAGACACCUGUUAUUGCCGUGGUGGGAAAUGACGCGUGCUGGAGUCAGAUUUCCAGAGAGCAAGUUCCCAUCCUGGGCAGCAACGUGGCGUGUGGCCUUGCAUUCACAGAUUAUCACAUCGUGGCAGACGGUUACGGCGGUAAGGGCUACCUUAUAAGGCGUGAGGAUGAGCAGCAGCUCAGCGAAAUCAUCAGGAAGGCUCAGAAGCAGAGCCGGGAGGGCAAAGCAACACUCCUCAAUGUCCUGAUAGGCAAGACCAACUUCAGAGAGGGCUCCAUCUCUGUAUAGUGCUGCAUGAGACAUGUGACCAAAAUGCCUUUUCUUCCUAAUGAACAAAGAGCCUUUAUUAUGAUUUUGAUGAUUGUUUUCUUCAUUGAGUGAAGGUUUAUUGGUAUUAGUAAAAAUAUUUCUUAUGAUCAAAAUAAAGGUGGUAUGCGGUUAGGCAAAUAUCUGCACUUGUAUGGACAUGCAGUGUUUAUAAUAACAAUUGCAGUUUCAAUUAUUACAUUUACGUAACCUAUUGCACUACACAUGUUAAUGAUUCGCUGUUUCGGACAGGAUGUGAUCAUGAUUGUCUAAGGGAUUUUUUUUUUUUUGUCAAGUGUACGAUAUUAUAGACCGUAAUCAUUCUCUAAUAAAAGUGUGAAUUAAUAGUA
Nerophis ophidion (straightnose pipefish) is the source of this 2433-nucleotide messenger RNA. It is a transcript of the gene ilvbl, whose product is annotated as ilvB (bacterial acetolactate synthase)-like. The record is from RefSeq and is a predicted model, not a curated record. Gene Ontology annotation, biological process: L-valine biosynthetic process. Gene Ontology annotation, molecular function: thiamine pyrophosphate binding; flavin adenine dinucleotide binding; acetolactate synthase activity. Lineage: Eukaryota; Metazoa; Chordata; Actinopteri; Syngnathiformes; Syngnathidae. Gene Ontology annotation, cellular component: acetolactate synthase complex. The transcript has 15 exons. Bases 197 to 2065 code for a protein of 622 amino acids.